AUGGUUGUUGACAAACUGCACAGACGUGUCAAGAAUCGCAUUACUCAAUUUUUUGGCAAGCAAAUGCGCCUUUACGGUCUUAUCUCGUGUAGCUUAUUGAUCCCCGUUCUUGCAGCACGAAACGGCGCGAGACUACGUGCAAAUUUAGCGAAAAGUGGCUUGGGGACUCGAGUCAUGGAGGCCAACAGUCUGCAGGCUGGAACAUCUGUCAGAUUUUUGAAAGGAAUGAAAAAACGUGCUGGGACAUCUUUCAGAUUUUUGAAAGGCAAAAAAAAGUCGGACGAUGAUGAUUCAGAUGACGAUGAUGACGAUAACGACGAUGAUGACAACGAUGAUGACAACGAUGAUGACGAUUCCUGCUAA
This is a messenger RNA of Plasmopara halstedii, 363 nucleotides long. RefSeq lists its product as uncharacterized. Bases 1 to 363 code for a protein of 120 amino acids. Lineage: Eukaryota; Oomycota; Peronosporomycetes; Peronosporales; Peronosporaceae. The transcript has a single exon. The record is from RefSeq and is a predicted model, not a curated record.